This is a messenger RNA of Chinchilla lanigera (long-tailed chinchilla), 2006 nucleotides long. It is a transcript of the gene Cdc20b, whose product is annotated as cell division cycle 20B. NCBI's taxonomy places the organism in Eukaryota, Metazoa, Chordata, Mammalia, Rodentia, Chinchillidae. Gene Ontology annotation, cellular component: anaphase-promoting complex. Gene Ontology annotation, molecular function: protein binding; ubiquitin ligase activator activity; anaphase-promoting complex binding. The transcript is spliced from 12 exons. Gene Ontology annotation, biological process: anaphase-promoting complex-dependent catabolic process; positive regulation of ubiquitin protein ligase activity; positive regulation of anaphase-promoting complex-dependent catabolic process. The record is from RefSeq and is a predicted model, not a curated record. Bases 207 to 1781 code for a protein of 524 amino acids.
CCGGCUUUUUAAAGGGUACCCGGGGGACCACUCUCUGGGACGGUGGGAAGAGACAGGGAAAGCAGAGGUAGGUGGUGUAAUGUGAUGGUCCUGGGGGAGGAGAUUCUAGGGGUUUAACGAUUAGAUUAAAUCUGGCUGAGCCCUGGGGGGAAAACCGGAAAAGGUCGGGAUUAGCUACUGUCCAGGUACUGCAACUCCUACCGGAGAUGGAGUGGAAACUGGAGCGCACCGCCCGGCGGAGGAUCCGGACCGAAGAAGAGAUGCUGUGGGAGAAUGUUAUGCGGGUGCUCGCCCAGAACAUGAAGCAGCGGAGAAGUCCAGGUUCCCCCAAGGUAUUGGAUUCAGUUACCACGCCGUACUCCAGCUUCAAGAGCACAAUUGUGAAGAGGCUGUCAGCUGAAGUUCCUGUGGCCAGUAGCCCACUCACCACAAGAUGGCAGCAAAGUCAAAUCAGGGAUUCGGAAACCUAUUCCUUUGGGGAUGAGCAUUCAGUCAGCAAUAUCUCAGAAUCUGUGGGAACAGUGCUGAAGAUAACGCCUGAGAAAGCCUCCUUGACUCUAGGAUCUUAUAAAGAAAUACCAAAGACUCCUGUCGAAGGCAGCUCUGAAACAAAUAACUCUGCCCUCCAUUUUUGCACGGCAUCUCAUGCACUGGACAGAGAUGGGAAGGAAAAUGUCUCCAAAGGCCAGAAAUGCCUAAACCAGGUAUUUUCAGCCCAGAAAGUGAUCCAGAAAAUUAAUGGGAAAAUGCAGCUUUGCGAAGAGUCCCAGUGCAUUUGGAAAGGCUGCAGAGAUGGGGUCAGAGAUGAAUCCUUCCAUCUUCAAAAGGUCAGAGAUGUGAACUGUCCCACAUGGCAACCAGAGGUGAAAAUUCAUCUUACUGGCCUUCGCAAUGACUACUAUCUGAAUAUUCUAGACUGGAGUUUUCAGAAUCUUGUUGCUAUAGCCCUUGGGUCUACUGUAUACAUUUGGAACGGAGAAAAUCACAGUGAGGUUGAAAACAUAGACUUAAGUCUCACUUGUAAUUAUAUAUCUUCUGUGUCCUGGAUAAAAAAGGGAACAUGCUUGGCAGUUGGUACCAGCGAAGGAGAAGUGCAAUUAUGGGAUGUGGUAACUAAAAAGCGUCUGAGAAAUAUGCAGGGUCACUUGUCAGUAGUUGGGGCGCUGAGCUGGAAUCACUGUAUCCUUAGCAGUGGGUCAAGACUGGGCCGUGUUUAUCACCAUGAUGUUCGUGCAGCCCAGCAUCAAGUUGGAACCCUUUGCCACAAGCAAGCUGUGUGUGCUUUGAAGUGGUCACCGGAUGGCAGGCUGCUCUCCAGUGGUUGUAGUGAUGGACUGCUGACAAUAUGGCCUCAUGAUCUAGGUGCCCAUGCACAGGGCCAGUCAGUAAAAGUCAUAUCUCAGUCUACAGCUGUCAAGGCUAUAGAUUGGUGUCCCUGGCAGUCUAAGGUCCUUGCUAUUGGAGGAGGAAUGAAGGAUGGAUGCCUACAUGUUUUGGACAUAAGUAGUGGGAAGAGCAUUCAGACUCCAAGCACAAACUCACAGAUUUGUUCCUUACUCUGGCUACCUAAGACACAGGAGAUUGCAACAGGCCAAGGUGCUCCACAGAAUGAUGUGACUCUGUGGACCUGUCCCACUCUGUCCAGGUCCAGUGGGUUUCUGGGCCACAAAGGCAGAGUGCUGCACCUGGCUUUGAGUCCAGACCAGACUCGGGUGUUUUCUGCUGCAGCAGAUGGAACAGCUUGUGUAUGGAAGUACCGCCGGUCACCCAGCGCCUCCUAGUUUCAUUGCUAAGAGAGGACAACGAUAACAGCUUUUCUUCUCCAUGUGAAAAUGAGUAUCAAAUGUGAUGAAGCGCUCUUCCCAACGUGAAUGGCUGCUCUCUGACCUUUUUUCUCAGUCUUUUUUAUUCACUGGUUUCUCCCACUGCAUUUCCCAGAGAUUGUUUUGGACUUCUUUUUCUUUCUCUCCCUCCUCUUUUCCCUUCCUUUUCCCACCUUCUCCUCU